Hyaloperonospora brassicae is the source of this 2271-nucleotide messenger RNA. The record is from the annotation of a GenBank genome assembly. Lineage: Eukaryota; Oomycota; Peronosporomycetes; Peronosporales; Peronosporaceae.
AUGGACAGCGCGCGGCACUACGUGCGCCCCGACUCGCUGUUCACGCAGACGGGGGCCUUCGUCUCGCUCGUGAGCUGCUCGAUCGUCGUGCUGUCGUUCCUCUGGAAGCGCAAGUGCCGGCACCCGAACCCCAUUAUCUACUGGAAGUCGGUCGUCGACCUGCUCUACGCGCUGCGGUUCCAGUACCGCUGGGACGCGUACAUGACGACGCUCGUGAGCUGCCGCGUGCUCGCGACGCUCACGCAGUUCUGCACCUUUUCGUCCGAGUGCUGGUUCCUCAGCAUGUCGUUCAACUUGUACCAGUGCGCGACGAACCCGUUCACGAACCUCAGGCAGAACCUGCAGUGGUACCACGCCUUCUCCUGGGGCGUGGGCGCGCUCUUUGCCGUGCUGCUGUGGCUCUCGCGCGCGGCGUUCGACCCGGAAGUCCAUCCGUCCUGCUUUGUCGACGAGACCGACCCAGACGAACUCGCCGUGUACUACGUCGUGGUCAUCCUCGCCGUGCUCUGUGCCGUCAUGUUUGCGGUCCUCGAGACGCAGACGCACCCGUUCAAAGGCAUGACCGAGGCACUAAAAGCCAAGAAAGACGUGAUCCGCAGCGCGCGGAUCUUCACCGUAGCGUACAUUAUCUACCAACUAUUCCUCAUUUCGUUCUGGAUCGCCGACGUGCUGUUCCUUCGGAAUCGCCCUGUCGCGCUCCAGCGCGUGCGCGACGCCUCCUCGUUCCUGCAGGCAGCCAAGGGGUUGAUUGACCUGGUCAUUUGGGUGGCGAUCAAUGGCCCGCCACAAGUCGACUGCCGCGCUGGUCGUUUGAGCACAACCUUUGACACGGAUCGAUACAGCGACGUCAACAUUGACCUUCAGCCACAGCUGAACGUCGCGCUGCGGAAAGAAGUGCUGCACUUUACCACGAGAGGAAUCGUGGCCGCGUCGUCCAAUACCCCAAUGGUCACGAACGGUCGACGGGUGGUGCACCUUCGCUUGCAUGAGCUGGGCAUGACCGUGUGCUUUGAUGACUACAGCCCGACUUCUUUUCGCGACAUUCGACAGGGGUUUGGCAUCAACGAGAUAUUGUUUCGCAAAGCGUUCCUGGCAACUUGUCACGAGCGGCUGGAGUCUGGCGGGUCCAGUGGUGCCUUUAUGUUUUACACCGCCGACUACUCUUUCUUGGUGAAGUCCGUGACAACGAGCGAGCGUAACGUGUUGUUGAAGAUGCUGCCAGCGUACAUUCGUCACAUGAAGCAGAAUUCAGACUCGCACUUGACCCGGUUCUACGGUUGUCACUCCAUUGAGAUGUAUGGACAAGUCUUCAGUUUUGUGGUCAUGGGAAACGUUAUCGGUCGAGCAAGUAUGCACCAGUUUUUCGACAUCAAAGGGUCAUGGGUUGAUCGCAAUGCCAAGCCGAUUCCGCCAGGAAAAACUGUCAUUUGUACGUACUGUAGUAACGCGUUUCAGUAUGGUACGAACGAAAGCUGCGAGUACAGCAUUCGUGGUAUUCAUUUACCGCACAUUGUGUUGAAAGACAACGACUUUCAUCGGAAAAUGCGAGUGGAAGCAAAGACCGCUGAGGCACUUGCUCGUCAACUCGAAAGUGACAGCAACUUUUUGAAAGAUGAAGGCAUCAUGGACUACAGCCUAAUGCUAAGUGUGCACAACACAAAGUACGUGGUCGAACACUCGGAAAUUGGUACUAGGGUACAGUCUCCGACAAAGCGCAAGGUGAGCUACCCAGUAUGCCAUCCUGAUAGCGAUUCCUUUUUGAAGAUUGCUACGGAUGAUGCGGAUCCGGUCGGCAAUGCCGGCGUUGAGAAUUUAGACGAGGUUGAAUGUGGGAACCGUAGAAACUUCAACAGGAGUUGCCGCUAUUCAGUCGUAAACAAAGCCGACGACAUCGGCGUCACGGUUCAUGACGAUACGCCCCUCCUGUAUGCAGACAACUCUGGCCGCCGUUACGACGUGGUUUCGUACGGUUUGGCUGGAACAAACUCUGCUUCAGCUGACGGCUCUAAAUGGGUCGGUACGAGGACUCUUGAGAACCACGAGUACCAUGCGACUGUCGUUGUUGGCCCGGAUUGUUACACACUAGGAGUGGUCGACAUAUUGCAAACUUGGACAUGGAGCAAGCGGUUGGAGCGUCUGUGGAAAACGCUUGUACUACGUCGCGACCGCAUGGGAAUAUCUGCGGCGCCUCCCAAACUUUACGCCGAGCGAUUUCAGCGGAAAAUGCGCGACAUCUUGAUGGUAUCAUCGUCAUCGGUGGGUUUUGACUAG